CCACAACCAAAUAAUUAUUAGUACGGUGGUCCGUGGGUCUGAUUACUCACCGUCCAGUGAAACAUGUGAUGAUGUGACGGAUGUGGAAUCAAUAGCCGCAUUCAAUGGGAGAUCUCGGCCUCCCGAACGUGUUUUGCAAACGACCUGAGGGGGUGCAUGUCCUCCUUCCUAUUGCUAUCCUCAAUUCUUAACUACCAGAUGAGCCAUUGAGCUCGUCGAAAUUGAAAUGGACGACAAGCAUAUCCUGCCCAGCGAGCCCUUCAGUGACGAAGGCUCCGAGAGUGCUUCUCUCCUACGGGACUUUGAUGAGCCUCUGCUUGGGAAGCGCCGCAUACAUGAACUAUCAGAAGGUGCACUAAAACUGGACGGUCAACCAGCUGCCGCGUCGCGUGGCGGUAGCUCUUCAUCAUGGCUCUUCUCCACAACGCGCUACGCCGUGAUUCUAACAAUAGGCGUCUUCUUGAUUCUAACUGCCGGAUAUCUUGGAUCGCUUGUUCCAAAGGAGCCGGCGAACCAUGAGACCCCACACAUCCAAGCCCCUACCAUCUGCCAGACCGCUGAAUGCAUCGACGCUGCCUCCGAGAUCCUUCACAGCUUGGACCCCAAUUACGCCGAUAUUGAUCCUUGCACGAACUUUGACCAGUAUGUUUGUGGCGGAUGGAGAGAACUACACGAUAUGCGGCCCGACCAGGGAGCUAUCUUUUCCGGCACAUAUAUGCAGGAAGCAUCCCAAACACGCCUCCGCCAUUUGCUUGAAUCAUCCGAACCGUCCGACCCUGCCGACUCGAACAUUUUUGAUAAGCUGAAGGCUGGUUACAAAUCUUGCCUUGAUGAGGAGACUGUCAAGAAGCGCGGAACUGAACCAUUGGCCAAGCUGCUGGAGGAAUUCGAGAAGGUGUAUAGUAUCGGCUCCAAGUCAGAAACGUCAGAGGCCGGCUUAACAGACGCCGUGCUGUACCUGACGAAGUCCGGCGUUCGUGCUCUGCUGGGCACGUAUGGUUCGCCAGAUGAUCGUGAUCCGGAUAAUGUUGUCGUCUUUGUAAGUCCUCCUCGAAGGAUUGGACUUCCAGCUAGGGAAUACUACAACAAUACAAAGACCGUGAGCGAGUACACCGCGGUGGUCGAGAAAGUACUUGGUAGCUUCGUUGGCGACGGGAAGCAAAAGCAGCAUCUCAAGGAUGUUGUGGAGUUCGAAUCUAAACUCGCAGAUGUGACUCCCGACACGCAGACCCAGGAGGACGUCACAAAGUACUACAACCCACGCACUCUCGAGGAGACAAAGUCGCUUCUUCCAGAAAUCUCACUGGCUGAUAUCAUUUCGGGUCUCGCCCCGUCGGACUAUGAAACCGACCGUGUGAUUGUUGGAUCCCCAUUGUACAUGGAGUCUCUGUCCAAAAUCCUUAAGGACACACCAAGGGAAACCAUCCAGCUAUUCUUCAAGUGGAAGAUUAUUCAAAGAUAUGCCGAACACAUUGAAGAUGAUGCCAUCGAACCCCUGCGUGAAUUCGACAACGUGCUAGCUGGCAAGGACCCCAAAGCUAAGAAAGAUCGGUGGCGAAAGUGCAUUAGCACUCUGGAUCGUGAUCUAGGGUGGAUCCUGAGUCGCUUCUACGUGUUGAACGCAUUUUCGGAGGAGUCGAAAAGGCUUGGAGAUCAAAUCGUCUCCGAUAUCAAGGAUCGCUUUGUGUUUACCUUGGACUCAACUAGCUGGAUGUCACCCGAAGUGCGGAAGCUGGGCAUUCAAAAGGUUGGAAACAUUGUGCAAAAGAUUGGGUAUCCGACAAAGAGUCCUGACUUGAUGGACCCUGCCGACGUAGAAAAGUAUUACGAAGGCCUCGCCAUCUCGAAUGAUACCUUCUUCGAAAACGGAGUUGCCGUCGCUAGAUUUGAUACUGCGAAAGAUUGGGCUAAGCUGGGGAAGCCAACGGACCGGAACGAAUGGAGUAUGACUGCUCCGACAGUUAACGCAUACUAUAACCCGCCUGGCAAUGAGAUUGUGUUCCCUGCUGGGAUCAUGCAGCCACCGGUCUUUUAUGGACCUAAAGCUCCCUUGUACUUGGCGUACGGAGCCUUUGGUGCCGUCAGUGGACAUGAGCUCUCUCAUGCGUUCGACUCCACGGGAAGACAUUACGAUGAAACGGGGAACUACACGGAUUGGUGGGAUGAGAAGACUGUGGAGAAUUUCGAGGAGCGUGCGCAGUGCUUCAUCGACCAGUAUGCAGAGUUCACUGUUCCUGGGAAGGAUUCGGAGCCAUUGCAUGUCAAUGGCCGCCUGACUCUUGGUGAAAAUAUUGCCGAUGCUGGCGGUCUUACAGCAUCAUAUCAUGCUUGGAAGAAGCGUGAUGAGGCUCAUCCAGACUCACAGCUCCCUGGUCUGCUCGAGUUCACCAAAGAGCAGAUCUUCUUUAUCUCCUAUGCGAACUGGUGGUGCAGCAAGUCGACACCGGAAGCCGCCCAGGAGGCGAUUUACAACGAUCCUCAUGCACCCAAACCGGCCAGAAUCAUUGGAACAAUGGCGAAUUCACUCGAGUUCCAAGAGGCAUUCAAUUGCCCGAACAAGAAGGCAACCUGCAAGCUCUGGUAGCUGGGUUGGAUGUGGAAAUCUGCUCGUAAAGUAUACAAGAAUUCUGGGCUUUUGUAUGAGUUGACCUCGAACCAAUUGUUUUUGUAUUGAUGUAACCUGCCAAUGGCCUCAAUGACUUGCUUGUUUUCAAAGUCAUGCCUCUUUGAGAUCGAUCUGCGAUCGCGGAACUGGGUGAGGCUGAAAUCUGACGGGGAUCUACGCUUCAUUACCUUCACCGACAGAUUCUCAGCCAGCUACUGCCGGGAACAAAGCGUGGGAGUUUAUUGGGAGCAUCACUUGCCGGAGAGUGGCAACAUGUCUUCGCUCGGUACGGUCUAUCGAUAUAAACGAGACUAAAGAAACCCC
Molecule: messenger RNA, 2929 nt
Organism: Aspergillus calidoustus
Lineage: Eukaryota; Fungi; Ascomycota; Eurotiomycetes; Eurotiales; Aspergillaceae
Source: the annotation of a GenBank genome assembly